AAUAAAGAGAUAAUAUUGCCUUCUAUGGAACAUAUCGCCAUGCUAAGCCACAAGGUGAUUGCAAGUAUUGCAUCCCGGCCAGCCCAAAUAUAUCUUAGGCAGUGUCAAUUUGUACAUUCAUAUAUACAAGCCAGGAAUAUGAGUAACGAGGUCGACAAAGCGCAAACGGCAAAACCGCAGGGGGAUACUAUCUUCGGUAAGAUACUGAGGAAUGAGAUUCCUUCUGUCGCAGUCUGGAGUGAUGAUACCUGCUAUGCAUUCCGGGACAAAUUCCCAACUGCACCCCAACAUAUAGUACUGAUACCACGAAAGCCUAUCACUCAACUUUCAAAUGCGAAAGACGAGGAUGAGCCUUUGUUAGGUCAUCUUUUGAACGUGGCCCGCAAGAUUGCCAAACAAGAGAAGCUAACGGAUGGCUUCAGAAUAGUGAUUAACGACGGGAAGCAUGGCGCACAGUCUGUGUACCAUCUGCACAUCCACAUCAUCGGUGGCCGUCAGUUGGACUGGCCACCUGGUUAAUUCGGGAUGCCGGCAACCUAUUUUGUUGCUGCUGUGUUAAAAAUGCGAUACUGUCAUCCGCACUGGUGAAACAAACAUGUAUCGAUGGCGUUUCUGAUAUUAAAAGUUUGUCCAAAAUACAGAUGGAUGUGUAAGUUGAUUUUUGAAAGCUUCAUAUUAUGGUCUGGCAUGCGGUGAAGAUAUACGAUUUAUAAAUUAAACAGGAG
Molecule: messenger RNA, 725 nt
Organism: Sphaeroforma arctica JP610
Lineage: Eukaryota; Ichthyosporea; Ichthyophonida
Exons: 4
Coding region: 25-519 (164 amino acids)
Biological process (GO): purine ribonucleotide catabolic process
Cellular component (GO): cytoplasm; nucleus
Molecular function (GO): hydrolase activity
Source: RefSeq, a predicted model, not a curated record